CACAAAUUCUUCAAAAUGAAAGCGUUUCCUUUGGUGGUUGCCGUGUUCUUGGGUGUUCUGAGCGUCACGCUAGCACAACGCGAAUCCUCCCUGCGGGUCAUCGACGCUUUGCGCGAGCUGCAUCCCGCUUACAAGCAACUUCGCGAUGUGGUAGUAAAUGCGGUGGCCGGAGCAAAGCUCAACAGCUCCGAGGUGGUGUACAAGUUCAACAUAGACAUUGCCGCGCGCAAGGAAUCGUUCAUGCAGACGGCCAUCAAGACGGAAGCGAACGUGCUGCGGCAGGUGAAUGGGCAGGGCAUCAGCAUCGAUACGAGCUGUCUUGGCUUUUUGCGCCAAAGCGUGGACGUUAACAUGAACCUGGCCGGUGUGUCGUUCACCAACUGUCUCAACAACGUCGAUGCGUCGCUGUCGUCGGAAAUUGUCCGCGUGUACAGCGAGCUGGCGGUGAACGAAACGAGCUUCGUGAAUCUGAGCGUGUACGAUGUGUUCCGCGGCCAGAACGUGUUCGUCAAUCCGCAAACGAUCGUCGAUCGGUUGGUGGAGAAGCUAUCCUCCCUGCAGCAGGCUCCCGCUGAACUGGCGCAGGAGCUUUCCCUGCUGGUCGAUGCGUUCGAGGGACGACUGGGGGAUGUUCGAGCGGCGUACACCAGCUGUCUGACCAUGAACGAUCAGCUGCUGCAGAACACACUCGGCACGGUGCUGCAGCAGCUGCAGCAAAUCUGUCUCGGAGCGUUGCUGCCGGAAGAGCCGACCGAAGCCACGGAAGGUACGACCGAGGCGGCGACAGAGCCGGCCACAGAGCCAGAAGUCGAGCCGGAAUUGGAUACCACACUGGCGGAAGAAACGGAAGUACCGGAGGAAAAUCAACCGGAACCAUCCACCCCAGAAGCGGCUUAUGCGUUGUAAGACAUGAUCGAUGCAUCACAAACUAGCAGCUAAUAAAGAUGGGCUUUUUAAUUAAUCACCUAA
This is a messenger RNA of Anopheles moucheti, 969 nucleotides long. RefSeq lists its product as uncharacterized. Lineage: Eukaryota; Metazoa; Arthropoda; Insecta; Diptera; Culicidae. The record is from RefSeq and is a predicted model, not a curated record. The transcript is spliced from 2 exons. Bases 16 to 906 code for a protein of 296 amino acids.